AUGAAGACACUUUUGGUUUUUAGCAUAAUCAUCUUGCGUCAAGGCCCGUCCGACAGUGUAUGUCUUUUACAUCUCUUUUUCUUUGUAGUCGAGACCAACAACGCUGGCCCUGGAAAUCUUGAGGUGACGGUGAACAAUGGACAGGUUCCCACCAGCGCUCAGGCACAGGGUAACCAUGUCUACGCCAUCUCCUUUACCCCGAAGGAGGCCAAGCCGCACGUGGUUGAGCUUAAGUUUAACGGGGAGAAUGUUCCGGGGUCUCCGUUCUCGUGUGAAGUGGUGGAUGUGUCGAGGGUGACCGUGGCUGGGACCGGGCUGGAAAAGGUGCCGGUGGACCGCCCUGCAUCGUUCACGGUGGACUCGCAGGCCACUGUGGACCAACUCGAGGUCAAAGUGCUUUCGCCCUCCAGGCAUGUCCUAGAACACCGUAUUAGUACGACAGACGAAGCCAAACUGAUGGUAGAAUACACGCCAGCGGAAGUGGGUUAGUGCGCAGGGCAGAAGCCUUUUCGGAGCAAAAUAUU
Messenger RNA from Penaeus chinensis, 524 nucleotides. RefSeq names its product filamin-A-like. Gene Ontology annotation, molecular function: actin filament binding. Bases 1 to 489 code for a protein of 162 amino acids. Gene Ontology annotation, biological process: actin cytoskeleton organization. The record is from RefSeq and is a predicted model, not a curated record. The transcript is spliced from 3 exons. NCBI's taxonomy places the organism in Eukaryota, Metazoa, Arthropoda, Malacostraca, Decapoda, Penaeidae.